ACCAUCACGCGCAGGUACCGUACCACUCUCCGCAGCGGCCCAUGCCCUCCGCGCCUCCGCUUCAACCAGGUAGUACAGUAACCGUAGCCAUAGCCAUAUAACCAUACCUUGAUUCAACCACAUGUAUCUUUCUUCCACCACCACCACCAACCUCAACACCAACCUCACAUCAACAUCAAACCCCAAAAUGACCACCCCCCUAACCCUCCACACUUACUUCCGCUCCUCCUGCUCCGCGCGACUCCGCAUCGCACUGAAUCUAAAAUCCCUCCCCUACGAAUCCAUCCCCAUCAACCUCCUAAAAGACGAGCAACAUUCCACACCAAACACCACCCUAAACCCCUCCGCCAGCGUCCCCACCCUCAUCCACCACCACGAUAACCAAAACCAACCCUCCUUCAAAACCCCCACCAUAGUCCCCCAAUCCCUCGCCGCCCUCGAAUACCUCGAAGAAGUAUACCCAGAAGCCCACCCCCUCCUCCCGCCCCUCACUUGCCCCGAAACCCGCGCCACAGUGCGCACCCUCGCCAACAUCAUCGCCUGCGACGUGCAACCCGUCACCAACCUCCGGAUUCUGAAGCGGGUUGCGCCGCUGGGUAUGGACCGAACAACCUGGUCGAAGGAGUUAGUGGAGGAGGGGUUCAGAGCGUAUGAGGAGAUCGCGGCGAAGAGUGCGGGGGUGUAUAGUGUGGGUGAUAGGAUUACGUUGGCGGAUGUGUGUCUUUUGCCGGCGGUUUGGGGGGCGGAGAGGGUGGGGGUGGAGAUGGGGGAGUUUCCGACUAUUGAGAGGGUGAGGGGGAAUUUGGAGCGGGUGGAGGAGGUGAGGAGGGCGCAUUGGAGGUGCCAGGGGGAUACGCCGGGGGAGUUUAGGGUUGGGUUUGAGGUUGAGGUGUGAGUUGGGUUGUGGUGGGUGUUGUGUUUGUGUGUUGUUAAUUGUGUUUGGGGUUGUGUGGAUUGAUUGUGUGUAGUUAAAUUGAUUGAUUUUGGGUGGGUGGGGGAUGAAUGGAUAUAUGGUUUACUUGUGUUGGUUCUGGUUGAUGGUUCGGUGGGUCGGAUGUUACAUCUAUACUUUAAGUUCUCCAUGGCUCCGCGGAAGAUCCUUCUGGAUCAAUGUCAUUCGUUGGUUUCACUUCAAGGCAUAAGUGGUUGUUAUCACACUGUACUAUUGGUCGAUGGAUACAAUUUAGAAU
This is a messenger RNA of Aspergillus sclerotioniger CBS 115572, 1190 nucleotides long. It is a transcript of the gene maiA, whose product is annotated as maleylacetoacetate isomerase MaiA. The transcript has a single exon. Gene Ontology annotation, molecular function: maleylacetoacetate isomerase activity; glutathione transferase activity. Gene Ontology annotation, biological process: L-phenylalanine catabolic process; glutathione metabolic process. The coding region runs from base 122 to 895 and encodes 257 amino acids. The record is from RefSeq and is a predicted model, not a curated record. Gene Ontology annotation, cellular component: mitochondrion; cytoplasm. NCBI's taxonomy places the organism in Eukaryota, Fungi, Ascomycota, Eurotiomycetes, Eurotiales, Aspergillaceae.